AAAUCGCAGACGACAAAAUCAGCUGUUUUAAGGAGAUGCUUCCGAACUUUUAUGACGCGUUCCUGAAGCCACCAGUCGAUGUUAUUAAUUACCCCAAGGAUGAACGAACAAACGAUAACAUCAAACCUUGCGACGAUUUAUACAGAAGGUCUAGGAAACUGGCCAUCAAAAGACCAUUUUCAAAGGUCUGGGAGAAAGUGAAAGUGUUGGAAAUGCCGGACAUACACAAUGAUUAUCUUUUUUCAAGUCAGAUGAAAGCAUGUGAACAACAAAAAAAUGAACAGAAUCCUCAAGCAAAAAGACCACGCAGAUUCUAUGUUGGUGAUCAUCAUGCAAUGAAUGGGCAAGAACCAAGAUCAUCGAUUAGACUUUUCUCGGGAACAGGGAUGAAAUGUUCUACAAACAGGUCAAUGCCAAUCUCGGAAGUAAACCAGUCAAAUCAACAACAGUGUUUCGUUGUGAAAGAAAAAGAAAUGACGGCCUUUUUUAAACUGAUGAAUGAUGAUCAUCUGCAAGACUUCCUUUACAUGGACAAGUGUAAAAGAAUUUCUGACAAGUAUCUGAUUGCCAUGGUGUUUGCCUUUUUUAAAAGAGCACAAUUGAAGAUCAGAGAGUACACAAGGAUGAAUUUCUUCAUUGGCUUAUAUUUGGCAAAUGACAUGGAAGAAGAUGAUGAAGAGGCUAAAUAUGAAAUUUUUCCAUGGGCUCUUGGUCACAAAUGGAGAGACAGAUUCCCACGAUUCCUUCGAAGAAGAGACUUGUUCUGGGCUAAGAUCGGAUACAAAGCUGUUGUCAGCAAGCGCUGUUGUGAAGAGAUAAUGGAAAUAGACAAGGAAUCUCUAUUAUGGAGGAGAAAUCGCCCACUUCAUCAUGGCGGGGCGGUGAGGAGUUACAAUAAAGACCCUGAUGACGAUGGCUACCCCAGAGGCCCAGAAGCAUCUCCGAGAUCCUGUCCUGACUGCAACAAUGACAGUCAGUACCAUUCUACUGCUAGUCCUGCAUCAUGUUUUCUAUCUUCUGUGGAUCACUCUCCUAUUAUUUUUGAUGGGCAAAAAUCAACUUUUGAUAUGAAACCUCUGAAGAUAACUCUACCACAAGAUGAUGCUUGGCCAAGUUUAGAGGAAUGACAGCUGCUGAUGAAGAGGAAGGAAAACAUUUAUCUGUAUUAACCUUCAACUAUCAAACUUUGUGAUAACAUUUUGUUUCUUUGGAAUCAAAUCUAUAAGUGCUGGCUACUUAAUAAUUUAUCAGACUGUUUUACAUAUUAAAGCCAUUUGCAAUGCUAGAAUAUUUGUGUAUUUGUACAUAAAGGGAUUGAGAA
Messenger RNA from Pecten maximus, 1321 nucleotides. RefSeq names its product speedy protein A-like. Lineage: Eukaryota; Metazoa; Mollusca; Bivalvia; Pectinida; Pectinidae. Bases 36 to 1127 code for a protein of 363 amino acids. Gene Ontology annotation, molecular function: protein kinase binding. The record is from RefSeq and is a predicted model, not a curated record. The transcript has 6 exons. Gene Ontology annotation, biological process: positive regulation of cyclin-dependent protein serine/threonine kinase activity.